AUGGCUACAUCUUUGGCUGAUUUUCAUCAAAUGAUAAAAUUAUUUGGUGCUGAUCCAGACGAAAUGAAUGUUACUAAUGGAAACGAGGAACCUGAAGAAGAAGACGAAGAGAAUGAAGCCGAGUUGCAACUUGACGAAGAAUCUUCACCUAUAACAAGUGGCGAGGAAGAAGAAGAAGAAGAAGAAGGAGAAGAUGAAACAGUUAAAGAUAAUCAACGAUCAUCAAAAACUAAACCGAUCUCAUCGGCAGCAGCUGCUGCGCGUUUAUCACGUUUAGCCAAUCAACGCAUGGAUUCCAAUCGCUUUUUAAUUUGUUCAGGAACAAAUUCUUACAAUACAAUACGUAAAACCAAACAUGAAGUACGACGUUUUGCAUUGUACUUAGAAGACACCUUCAACGAAAAAUGUCCCAUUGANGAAGCAGUUAAAGGUGAUCGACGAUCAUCGAAAACUAAACCGAUCUCAUCGGCAGCAGCUGCUGCACGUUUAUCACGUUUAGCCAAUCAACGCAUGGAUUCCAAUCGCUUUUUAAUUUGUUCAGGAACAAAUUCUUACAAUACAAUACGUAAAACCAAACAUGAAGUACGACGUUUUGCAUUGUACUUAGAAGACACCUUCAACGAAAAAUGUCCCAUUGACGAAUUGAAACCUGAACAAUUGUGUACAUAUUUAAAACACUACUUUGGCAAUGUUCGAAAAGCUGAUAAUACCGAAUAUGAACCUGAUACAUUACGAAGCUUUAUGUUGUCAAUUGAACGUUAUUUGAAAUCUCGUCAAUAUCCAUACAAUAUACUUGAAUCGCCUGUUUUUGCGUCAUGCCGAGAAGUAAUUCAGGAAAAGCGUGAUACAUGGGCUAAGCCAACAAAGAAUAUCAGUAAUUCGAAAGUUGAAGCAUUUACAUCCGAACAUGAAUCUUUACUUCGUCAAAUGAACAUCAUCACGCGCGAUACACCAGAUGGUUUAUUAUUGGAAUUGUUAAUCAAUAAUUCGAAAUAUUUCGAUCAACGUGGCAACGAAUCAACAAUAAAUCGUUCAUUGUUAUGGGGCGAUUUAGAAAUUAAAACUGAUCCAACAACAUCCAAUGAAUAUAUUGAAUACAAACGAUCGACGGUAAAUCUGCGUGCAUACGCUAAUCCAUCUCAAUCAAACUAUUGUCCAGUUGCCAGCUUACGUCUUAUGACGUACCAUCGGCCAACACAGUGUUCAAAUGCAGAUGCACCAUUUUAUCUCGUGCCACGAACAUCAACUGAUCAACGUGUCUGGUAUAAAACAAUUCGUGCCGGACGCCAUCGACUAGAUUUAUUAAUUCAACAGUCCAUGCAAAAAGCUGGCGUACAAGGCAAAUUUUCUUGCAUGAGUUUACGAAAAGGCAAAAUAAAAGGUUUAUUAAUACCAUCAACAAAUUCAGAAUUGCUUGAUUUAUCAUCAUCGAAUUCUGCUAAAAAAGUCAAACGAGAAUCGACGACAUCCAAUUCAUCGUCAGUUAUGAUCAAACCAGCUGAUAUUAUUCUUCCACUUCAACCAUCUGAAAAUCAUCAAGAUGAUAUACCAUCACCAAUUGCAGUCUCAUUGAAUAAUAAACGCAAAUUGACAUCUAAUGAUACAUUUCAUGCGCUCUAUUCUGCCGCACAUUUAAAAUCUUCACGACAAUCAAAAAUUAACCUACUAAGAAAAUAUCUUGAAGACACACUUGGCUUAGUAGAAUUUCUUACUUUAUAUGAAUAUUUAAGUCGAAAUUCCUAUAUUAAACUACAAGGCACUCCUAUUGAACAUUAUGAACAUAUUUUACCUGUUUUACUUACAUUACUUAUGCUUGAAAAUACUGCAUAA
This is a messenger RNA of Adineta ricciae, 1830 nucleotides long. NCBI's taxonomy places the organism in Eukaryota, Metazoa, Rotifera, Eurotatoria, Adinetida, Adinetidae. The record is from the annotation of a GenBank genome assembly.